Molecule: messenger RNA, 195 nt
Organism: Aspergillus fischeri NRRL 181
Lineage: Eukaryota; Fungi; Ascomycota; Eurotiomycetes; Eurotiales; Aspergillaceae
Exons: 2
Coding region: 1-195 (64 amino acids)
Source: RefSeq, a predicted model, not a curated record
AUGACAAAAUCAACCCCCACUUCAAAACCCAGAGUCAUCGUCGACCCGCAAACCCUCUCGCAGCGACGAACGACCCGCCCGCGAACCCAAGCCCAGAGAACAGAUAUCCGGCAGACGAAGGAGUACAAAGUUGCCGCUAGACGUAAACCGAAGCGGUUAGGGAGACCGUCUACGGAGGAAAAGGAGAUUGAAUAG